Molecule: messenger RNA, 2683 nt
Organism: Nomia melanderi (Alkali bee)
Lineage: Eukaryota; Metazoa; Arthropoda; Insecta; Hymenoptera; Halictidae
Gene: Sply
Product: Sphingosine-1-phosphate lyase
Biological process (GO): sphingolipid catabolic process; carboxylic acid metabolic process
Cellular component (GO): endoplasmic reticulum
Molecular function (GO): pyridoxal phosphate binding; sphinganine-1-phosphate aldolase activity
Source: RefSeq, a predicted model, not a curated record
AAGAUUAGGAGGUGCCAUCUGUUUGUGACCGUUGUCAUAUAAGAUUCAUCUUACUUAAAGUAUAUAAAUAUAGGCCGCCAGCACGUUGAAUCAUAAUAAUAAUUUAUCUUUAAAAGUGAUUGUGUGGUGAUAUUCUUAUCUUCAUAUUCGCGCUGAAAUCAUUAACGUUGUACGAUUUUUUGAGAAACAUUUGGAAUGCACACUUACAUUUUACUUUAAUACAUAUUAUAUUUUAAAAAUAUUGAUAAAUAUGUUUCCUGUUUGUGGAGGUCUAAAGGAAUUUCUAAAUAACACCUUUCAAGGCAAAGAGCCAUGGCAGAUAGUAACUAUUACAAGUACAACUCUUCUUACAACAGUUUGGUUGUGGAACUUUAUUUUCCAAGAUGAAAGUCUUGUAGAAAGAGGAAAAAAGAAAUUUUUUAGCUUAAGAAAUUAUAUACCUUGUAUCAGAGAUAAAAUUAAUCAGGAAUUAAAUGAUAUGAAUUUAUUAUUUGAAAAUGAAGCUAUACAAAGGAUGAAAGAUGUUCCAUUUAUUGUAAAACUUCCAAAUAAUGGUUUCAAGUAUGAAGAAAUAUUAGAAAAAGUAAAACAAUGUGUUCAAUUAGGCGAUUAUGAUUGUGAAGGUGGUAAAGUAUCCGGGGCUGUGUACAGAAUCGAUCAUGAAUUAUUGAACUUAAUGGGAGCUGUUUAUUCAUUUGCAUCAUAUACAAAUCCUUUACAUCCUGAUGUUUUUCCUGGCAUAUGUAAGAUGGAAGCAGAAGUAGUUAGAAUGGCUUGUCAAUUGUUCCAUGGAGAUGAAAACUCUUGUGGCACAAUGACUACUGGUGGUACAGAGUCAAUAUUAUUAGCUUGCAAAACAUAUAGAGACUAUGCAAGGCAUGUAAAAGGUAUCAAGAAUCCAGAAAUGGUAAUUGCUGUAACAACUCAUUCUGCUUUCGAAAAAGCUGCUCAAUAUUUAAAAAUUAAAAUACGUUAUGUACCUGUCAAUCCACAUAGUUAUACAGUUUCUAUUAAGAAGAUGGAAGGAGCUAUCUCAAAAAAUACAAUAAUGUUAGUGGGUUCAACUCCAAAUUUUCCAUAUGGAACAAUGGAUAAUAUUGAAGCAAUUUCUAAAUUAGGAGUUAAAUAUAAUAUUCCAGUCCAUGUUGAUGCUUGUCUUGGUGGAUUUUUGAUUUGUUUCAUGCCAGAUGCAGGAUUUAAUGUACCACCAUUUGAUUUUCAACUUCCUGGAGUUACUAGUAUAUCAGCUGAUACACAUAAGUAUGGAUAUGCCCCAAAAGGAUCUUCAAUUAUUCUUUAUAGAAGUAAAAAAUACAAACAUCAUCAAUAUACUGUAUCAACUGAUUGGCCUGGAGGCAUUUAUGGAUCUCCAACAGUAAAUGGUUCAAGAGCUGGUGGAGUUAUUGCAUCAUGUUGGGCUACUAUGAUGUAUUUUGGUUAUAGUGGAUACUUAGAAGCAACCAAAAAAAUUAUAGAAACUACUAAAUUCAUUGAAAAGAGAUUGAGGAAAUUAAAUGGAAUUUUUAUUUUUGGUACUCCUGCAACUUCAGUUAUUGCAUUAGGAUCCAAUGACUUUGAUAUUUAUAGAUUGUCAGAAGCUUUAAACGCAAAAGGAUGGAAUUUGAAUACUCUUCAAUUCCCUAGUGGUAUACACCUUUGUGUUACUUAUGUACAUACUCAACAUGGUGUUGCGGACAAAUUUUUGGAUGAUCUUGAAAAUGAAUUACAUAAUAUUUUGCUAAAUCCAAAAACGUCUGUUCAAGGAAAGUUUGCUAUGUAUGGAAUGACUCAAACUAUACCUGACAGAAGUAUUAUUAGUGACUUUACGAAAUGCUAUUUGGACUCCAUGUAUUAUACACCCAGUAACGAAACGCAAUCAGUAAUAAUCCAAGAUAAGUAAUAAUUAUAAAGUUUAAUGAAGAAGAUUACCAUUUAAUCCUUAGUCUGUUUUUUCUUAAUGGAUUACAAUAAUAAAGUAUGUGAUAUUAAUUGUUUAAAUGUUUUAUUGUGAUUUGUUUCUAGAGAAAAAAAUUUAUUUUAUAACUGCUCGAAUAGUGUGUAUGAAAUUGCAGUGAAAAAAUAUGUAAAUGCCAUGAAAUAGUAUUAUUCUAAAAUUACCUCUAUAUAUUAUAUUAAUCAAAUGUAAUAUAGUACCACGUUGUUUAUCCGAAAUAAUAAGAAAAUAAAAUCCUUCAGAUAAUUGGACAAGAAGAACCAAAUAUAUAAACAUAUGAUGAAAUAAUAGUAUUCCAAAAUAUAAAGAUUACUUUAUGGUCUUGAUAUAUGACAAGUUCUAUAUUCCGAUAAUCGGACCUUCAUACAAUCGGUAUUCGGAUAACUGACGUUCUACUGUAAUAAGAUACACAUAUUUUGUACAAUAACGUUUUUGCCUCUGUGAGGAAACUUACAAAAGUACAAAACAUUGUCCUAAUCAAGACAAUAUUUUUUUUUGAUAUAUUUUGUAGAAACAAGUAAUAAAUGAAACAUCAUUAUAUAAUAGUAGAUUUUAGUAUAUGUAAUAUUAACAAAUUAUAAGUAUGUAUCUUUUGUAUAUUUCAUAUACUUUGUUACUGCUUUUUUUACAAAUUGUACACUUAACAACAGUAUGAAUUUAUACUUUAUCAUUGUAUGAAGAUGUAUUAAAAUAAAAUUAAUGAUCACAAUAAAGGAAUUAUUAACACAA